Pleurotus ostreatus (oyster mushroom) is the source of this 669-nucleotide messenger RNA. Its product is annotated as mRNA 3'-end-processing protein rna14. The record is from RefSeq and is a predicted model, not a curated record. Gene Ontology annotation, biological process: RNA processing. Bases 1 to 669 code for a protein of 222 amino acids. Lineage: Eukaryota; Fungi; Basidiomycota; Agaricomycetes; Agaricales; Pleurotaceae. Gene Ontology annotation, cellular component: nucleus. The transcript is spliced from 3 exons.
AUGAAGCGAUUCGCCCAAAAGUACAUGUAUCAUGGCGUCGAUGUCAUCGCUGUUCGGGACUUAGGCUUCUCUGUCUCUCGAUCAUCCAGCUCCGGUCAGCAGCAAACAGCGCGCACCGAGACCUCCUUCGCCACCCCCAACGUAUCCACCAGCACCGCGAACAUCAGCUCCCAACCAUCUUCUGGAUCUGGGCAUAAACGCGCUUCUUCCCCUGACCACCGGAAAGGACGCGACGAUGGACCUGGACGAGGAGGCGAUUACGGCCCAGGGUCAAAGCGGCAACGCCCGAUCUCGCCACCUCCGAGGGACAGGGAUAGAGACGGUGGCGGCGGUAGGGAUAGGUGGGAUGGACCGCCACGGAGACGACACAGUCCUCCACCGGACAGAGAUGUCAGGGGGCGUGACCGCGACCGUGAAGACGACAAGCCUUUACUGCCACAUGUCAUUCCGUGGUUCCUCGGUCAACUCCCUGCACCUUCCCAUUUCGACGGCCCCGUGUUCCGUACUGACGACUUGAUCACUCUGUUCCGGAACGCCGUAAUCCCUAGCACUGGACGCGCUCGCUCACCACCACCUGUGCCUCCACCAAGAGGAGGCGGGCGUCCUCCUCCAGAUUACAGCCCAUACACUGGUCCCGGAGGAGGUCGCAGCGGCGGCAGGAGAUAUUGA